AUGGUUGCGAUUGUCGAAUAUCCGAAUCAUAACACAAGGCUUGGCGAUGGAAUCCAAAUCUUGAAGACUCCAGAAAAGAGGGUAGAAGUUCAAAUUGACGAGGAUGUAAUUUUGAAAACGCACAUUUCUGGCUUGGAGCCAGACUCUGUUACAUGGGUCAAGCAUCAGUCUCAGUUGGAAAUUAAUGACAAAUACAGUUAUGGAAGAAAAGGGCCUGAUUACAGUCUGCAGAUCAACUCUGUGAGGUGGUAUGAUUCGGGAGUUUAUAAGUGUUUAGUCAAUGGAAAAGAAAUCUGCCGAACAGAAGUCAACGUCAAGGCGUCGGCUCAAAUGGAAACUUCGAUGGGCGCCCCGACCUUUCUUUCUCGCCCUGAGCCGCACAAUGUUCCUGAAGGAGAUACAAUCGUUUUGAGCUGCACAGCUGAUGGAAUGCCGAUGCCCUCGAUGAGAUGGCUCAAAGAUGGACAGCAAAUAAACUCUGACGGGAGAUUUGAGUUGAGUCCGGCAAAGGGACCAACCCACUGGAUAACAGUGAAAAACGUCAGGCCUGAAGAUUCGGGAAAAUACUCUUGCAUCGCCGAAAACUCCAAAGGAACCGCCUGGUGCGCUGUCAACGUCCAAGUCUCUCCAGAAGGAACCGAAGUGCCUCAACAAUACCAAUCCGCCCCAAUGUUUACCUCAAAGCCAAAAUCCUGCCGAGUCGCCAGCACAACUGACUGCCUCCUCCGAUGUGCCGUCCGCGGAGUUCCGCAGCCACGAGUCACGUGGUAUAAGAAUGGAGCGAGCAUAGAAGGACACAGUGGAAAAUAUCUCGCGGAUUCGAAGGGGCACGGAAUUCAUACGCUGAAGAUUCUUGAUGUCGAUAGACAGGAUGCAGGAGCGUACUCGGUUAUCGCAGAAUCUGCGGCGGGAGAAGCAAGUUGUUCCUGUACCGUCGAGGUUUAUAAUUUGGAACCUCUUUCAGAAAAUUUCAAACCAGUCGUUUCAUUCGGAAAUCCGAACGAGCCGCAAAAAAUAGCAAAAAAAUCUGUUUGCGUCACUGCUGGCAAGACCGCCCGACUGACCCUAGAAGUAAAUGGCUCUCCUCUACCUGAAGUAACUUGGUACAAAGACGGAAAGAAGAUCUACCAAGGGAAGCGAUUUGCAAUCAUCGAGCAGGGCAAUAAUUUCUCGCUGAAGAUUUUGAGGAUUUGCAAGGAAGAUGAAGGCAUUUAUGAAUGUUGCGCGAUCAACAAAGCUGGAAUUGGUCGAGCUGUUGUGGAUCUAACCGUAAAAGAACAAGAAGUCUUCCGGCCCGUGAAAUCAUCGAGAUUGGUCGUAGUCGAUGAAGGAAAAGAUGCGUUCUUGGCAGUUGACGUCGUCGAUGCAAAAUUUCAAGUUGUUUGGUCAAAGGAUGGGGAAGAUAUUGAACAGGAUGACAAAUUCAAAUUGAUGUGUGCUGGAAACAAAAGGAUACUGAAAAUUGUCAAGGCGCAAAAAUCUGACCAGGGCCACUGGCGAGUGCGCGCAGCUGGCCGUGAAGUCAUCGUUGAGCUUCGCGUCAAUGCAAUAAAUCAAAUCCUUGUUGCUCCUGUCACGUCAAAAUGGGUCUGCGCUGGGGAUGAUCUUGUUCUUGAUGCUGAGCUCGCGCCCUCUGCAGACAAGAUUUCCUGGUUUUUGAAUGACAAACCGCUGUCUGCCGAUCCACGAGUGGAUGUUGCCCCAACUUCGGAGAAUGGCCUGAGAUUGACGAUCAAAGACAUGAAAGGAGAAGACGGAGGAGUGCUGAAGCUUCAAGCAGGAUCUGGUAGCUCUGAGACCCACGUGACUGUAGUCGAGGCUCCUGUUGGCCUAAGACUUAGGAAAGAAAAAGAGAAGGAGCUGGAAGCGCGCUGGAACCUUCUCCCUGAAAGCAGAAGCCUUGGAUUCUAUGAGGUUCAGCUCGGCUCCACAACAGGAAAAUCAAGCAUCAAGGUUGACUGGGACUCAAAUCGCCUCGUAAAAACUGAUGGAAAUCGAAAUAUGUUCAAAGAUCUAUCUCCUGGAUACUACACUUUCCGUGUAAGAGCCAUAACUCCAGCUCCUGUUCCCGACCGACCAGAGAAAGGACCGUGGGCGAUUCUCCCUGAGCCAGUUCUCCUCGAAGCUGGCGCUGUUCUCACUCGAGGUCUUGUUGACACUUCCGUUAUGGAAGGAGAAACUUGUCGACUGUCAAUUGAGUGCGGUGGGACAGUCAGAGGCGCAAGCUGGUAUUUGAAUGGCGCGAAGGUUUCCAACGACUUCGUAUCUAUUGAGGGAGAAACUCAUCAACUCGUUCUUCGGGAUUUGAAGGAACCUGGUCUUGCCCAUGUUGCCUGGAAAUGCGGAGAUCUAGAAACUGAAUGCAUGUUGAAUGUCACUGGAAAGCCCCCUCGACUCGUCCGCGGCCUCCAAUCGCAACAAGUCCUUCCCGGAACUGAUGUCGUCUUUUCUGUUCGACUUUCUAAACAAGGAACUCUCAAGCCCGAAUGGUCCAUCAAUUCUCUCCCCAUUCCAGAGUCGAAUACAAGAAUAAUUCCAGAGCAGCGAGAUGAGUUGUAUAUUCUCACAAUCAAGAAAUGCACAAGAGCGGAGAAUGGCGAAAUUGAGUUUGAGCUGCCUCUGGAAGAAGGAAAUUCGAUCUUUUCAAAAGCGACACUUGAGGUUGAGAAGCCAAAACCAGCUAUUGAUCAGCCCUUGGCGAGCAAAACGGUGGUCGAUGAGGAUGAAGACGCUAAGUUUUAUUUCUAUUGCGACCCAUCAAAGAUGCAUCUUGUUAAAUGGUACCACAACGACAAACUCGUCCAAAACAGCAAAAAGUACAAAAUCGAAGCAAUCGAAUCUACGGGCGAAGCCGUCCUCACCCUCAUUGGUUGUUCCAUGGCCGACGCUGGAAAAGUCGAAGCCCGCCUCGAUGCAGAAAUCACAUCCUCCGACUUCACCGUCAAUCAGGGUCCAGCCAAGUUCACCUGCUCGAAUAUUCAAAAGAUGUCAACUCAAUGUGGCCAAAGUGUGGAUUUGAAAGUCACUGUCAGCAGAUCAGAUGCAGUUGUCAAAUGGACAAGAGACGGUGAAGAGCUCAAUGAUCCUCGAAUUUCAACUUCUGAAAAUGGAUGUGACAGAAUUUUAAAAAUAACUCAAGUUCGACACCCAGGCGAUAGCGGGGUCUACAAAUGCGAAGUCGUCGAUGAUCGUCGACAAGAUGAGGUUACCAUCGAUCUUGAAGUUCAAAAAGCCUUCGAAACCUUCCUCACACCCCUGCAAGCCAAUUACGAAUGCGUCGAGGGAGACGUACUUGUCAUGGAAUGCGAGGUCUCCGCAGAAGAUGCAAUGGUUCAAUGGAUGAAGGACGGGGUCAUGAUUUCCAAGGCAGCAAAACUUUCCACAGAAUCAGUCGACCCGUCCUCCGUUGACUGCUACAUCGGGGAGUGCAUCGUUUUGUUCUGUGAAAUCAGUCACGCGGAGCACAAGGUUAUCUGGCUCAAGAACGGCGAAGAAAUAUCCGAAAAGUCGAAGCAUUUUACAAUUUUCGUCGAUGGUUGCAUCCGAAAACUACGAAUUGCAAAUUCAAAAGAAGAUGACACUGCUGAGUACACUGUCGCCUGGGCCGAGAAUCACAAAGAAAAAAGAACAGCGAAAGUUGGCGUGACAAAACCGCCAAUAGAAGUGCUUCAUCCGCUUCAAGAUCUAGAAAUCGAGGAGGGCGAUGUUGCGGAGUUCGUCAUUGAAGUUUCCCGGCCACUAAAAAUUGCGUUUUUCCUCGACGACGAGGAGCUCUUCCACUCUCCAGGAGAAAUUGAAAUUGAGUCCGAAGCUGAUUCUACCAUCCAUCGAAUUUUCAUCUUCAACACCACCGAGGCCGACUCUGGUUGCAUCAAAGCCAAAGCUGUUACAUACGGCGAGUUCAUAAGCGAAGCAGUUCUUGAUGUUGUUCGUCCGCCAAUUCACUUCACUUCGCCUCUCAGAGACGCUGUCGUUGAGAUGAAGAAUAAGCUGACUUUGACUUGCGAGAUUAGUGAGGACGCUCCUGUCCAGUGGUUGUUCAACGACCAUCCGCUAUCAGAAGGUCCAGAUAUUCAUGCCCUGGCCACCGAUACCAUCCGACAGCUGGUCAUUCAUUCUGCUGCGAUGCAACAUGAAGGCUACUACACAUGCGUCACUCCUGAUAUGCGCAGAACGACCUGCGAAGUCUACGUCCAGAAACCGGAAGUAAAAUUCAUCGAGCAACUGGAAGACAUUGAAUGCUUUGUUGGAGACAGCAUCAGUGCCAAAAUCCGUUUGUCCGUCGCCGACGCUGGGGGUAUCUGGGAAUGGGACCAUCAGCAUCUUGAAGCUGUGCCCGGAGAAGUGGAGCUGUUCAGAGAGCAUGAGGAGCACAGAAUAACGGUUGCGAAUAUAAAAGAAACUGGUGUUCUUGGAUUUGUUGUUUCCAAGAACUGUAGCUCGAUCUGUAAGGUAACGGCCAAAGAACGACCGAUCAAAUUCAAGCGACGAUUGGAUGAUCUGGAAGCAAUUGAAGACGAUCCAUUCACGCUCGAGUGCGAACUUACAAUGGAUAAGUUGGAGGGAGAAUGGACCUUCGAAGAUGAGCCAAUCAGACUUGGCGAAAUGUUCAAAUAUGAAAUCGAAGGUGGCGUUCACCGACUUAUUGUCGCCAAGGCUCAAUAUGAUACUGCUGGAAAAUAUGGCUUCAGAUGUGGCAAGAAGUUCACCUUUUCUGCGGUCAGCAUGAAGGAACUCGAGGUGGAUAUUCUUUCUGGACCGACGGAUUUGCAAAUCAAGGAAGGAAAACAAUUCUGCCUCUCAGUCGUUGUUUCCAAUCCAAAAGCACAUAUUCAAUGGAGAAAAGACGGAUAUCCAAUCCUCGGCGGCGAACACUUUCAAUUCAUCAGAGUCGCGGCUGGCGAACCUGGGGGACCACCUGAGGGAGUUCGAUAUGUUCUCCAGGUCGAGCAGGCUAAGAACUCCGACCAGGGAAUGUAUUCCUUCGACGCUCAUAAUGGCAGGGCCACUUGCACUGCUAAGGUUCAUGUCAAACGAGAACCUGCAGUCGUCACUACUCCUCUUGAAGCUCUCAAGGUUCUUGACAGCGUUGAUUCAGUCGACUUCGAAGUCAAGUUCUCCAGAGCUGAUGUCAAGGCCACCUGGUCGAGAGACAACAGAAUUCUCCGAGGAAACCGAUUUGUUGCGACUCGCGUGGAUGAUCUCACCUGGCAUCUUACAGUCAAGAACCCGACCGAGGAAGAUUCAGGUCUUUACUGCGUCGAGUGUGAGGAUUGCGCCAGCCACGCUAUGCUUCGGGUGAUUCCAUGGAAGACGGAGAUUGUCGAACCACUGCAAUCACUCACUGCAGAACUUAAUUCCAAGGCAGAGUUCAAGACUGCUGUUUCCCUCGACAAUAUCAAGCCCGAAGAAGUCACCUGGUUCUGGAACGAUGAGCCAGUUUCUUCAGAUGAUGAUCGAUUUGCAUUCAACAUCGAGGACGACUACAUCCACUCAUUCACUGUUCUUCGAGUUGAGGAAGAAAUGCUUCAUUCUGUUGUCAAAUUCAAAGCGAGAGAUGCCGCCACAGAAGCCAAACUUCUCGUUUAUGUACCACCAGCGCCACCAAAACAUUUACGAGUCGUCAAGAACAAGCACGAUUGGGCAAUUUUGCAGUGGGAUGCUCCCGAAAAUCCUGGAACGCUUCCAAUUAUUGGAUACGAGCUUGAAUGCCGAGUCGAGGAGGAAAAAUGGGCGCCAAUCGGCCCCGAUCUCAUCACUACAAAUUCGACGAAAAUCGAGGAUUUGGAAGGAGGAGUCGAGCAUCGAUUCCGCGUCAAAGCAGUCACUGCUCAUGGCUCCGCAGCAGCUUCGAUCACUACCGAUCCUCUGAUUCCAUGGGUGCCACUCAAGGUCUCCAAGCAUCUUCCCAGCGCUAUUUCCUGCUAUGAAGGCGAUCGACCAAAACUGGAAUGCAAAUUCACCCUCACUGAAGAGCAAGAACAAUGUGAAUGGUACCACGAAUCUGAUUUGAUAGAAUUUGGCCCGUCGAACAAGGAAUAUUUGAAUCUAUCCGACGGUGUUCGCCGAAAACUUGAAAUCAUCUCGGCCAGGCUAGAUCAAUCCGGCUUGUACAUGUGCAAAGUUGGCGACUUUACGACCGAGUGCAUUCUCGAAGUCACCAAACGCCCUGCUGACUUCUCUGUGAAAUUCGAAAGUCAAAAAGGAAAACUCGGUGAAAAUAUCAAAUUCACUUGCAAUGUCGAAAAGCCAGAUGUCAAUGUCAUUUGGAUGAAAAACGGUGUCGAACUUCCUGAUUCCGACCGAUACAAGAUCUCCUGGGACGAUUGUGUCCACACUCUAGAAAUUGACAAUGCAGUGCAAGAUGACAAGGGCGAGUACAGUGCGUUGAUAAUGAACACUGAGAAUAUUUGCUCCGCCAAUUUGGACAUUGAAGUUCCAGAAAUCUCUCUCGAGCUCGAUGAAAAGACAUUGGCGAAACCAGGAGGACAUCAUACUUUCUCCGUCAUGCUUGAAGAAGAAAACGUCCACGUGACUUGGUCGAAGGACGGCAAAGUCCUCGAAAAUGGCGAGAAAUAUAAAAUCAGGACUGAUAAACGAUGGUACCACAUGGAGAUCUAUGAUAUCGACAAGUUCGAUGAAGGUUCUUAUCAAUGUCAAAUCGAAGGAUCAGACGUCAUCACCACCGCUUUCUUGCAAGUCGAUGAUGUCAAACAUCUCCCAAGCUUCGAUGCAGACGCAUAUAUCGCGAACGUCCUUGCUGACUCUGACGAAGACAGCGCCGAGGAUGAAUACUCUGCCGGAAGACAUCACCGGGCUUCGAUGGAAUUGGCGUCUAUCGAAGUUGUUCCAGCGAAGAAACCAGAAUUUCAUACUUAUCAAGAGAUUGUCGAAAUUAUUGAAAUUGAAGAACGAGUUCCCGCUUCUCAUACUCACACGGAAUCAGAAGAUCUCUUAUCAGAUGCUACUGAUAGCGAUAUAGAUGGAAGCAUUCUUUCCGACGAAGAAUCGGAGGUCGACAUUGGCGAAUUCACAUCGCUAGGUUUCAAGCCUCUUCCAGACCUCCCAACUCAUAUUCGUGACCAAAUUGCGUCCCCGACUCCAUCUCGUGCGACUUCAAUGCGUGGUGCUCCUACUCCAGGACUUGCUAGAAUCAUCACUGAGGCUGGAGAUGGCAAGACAGAUUCACCCUCAUUAGACCUUGUCCGAAAACGAAAACCAGAAGAUAUCGUCAAAGAAAUUGAGUCGAUUGCUAGAAGUCCCUUGCCAACUUUGAGUCCUCUUCCUGCAAGGGUGCACCUUGAUGUGCCGGAUUCGGAUGAUGAUAUUUUGUCAGAUGGAGAUGAGACAGAGUCGGAUGAGGAAUCUGUGCUCUCUGACGCUUCUUCAGAUGAAGAGACUGAGAACAGAAAUGAAGGAGUUUGGGCGAGUGUCAAUGUUGGCGACGAAAAACUCAAAUCAGAAGUCAAAAUCGACGUCGCUGAGGCUGAAAACGUCAUCGAAACUGUCGAAAUCGAUGUCCACACAACCAAAUCCUUCACCUCUCAUUUCGAACUCGUCAAAACCGAAGUUGAGCAGGGCAAUUAUGAAGAAGUCGUUGUCAAUGUUGAUGAAGGUAUCAACAUUUCCGUCGAGUUCACUGGCAAACCUGCUCCAAAAGCGACCUGGGUUCGAGAAGGAGGAUUGCCUGUCGAGGCGGUAGUGAAGACUACUGAAGAAUCAACCAGUCUUAUCAUUGAUAAUGCGAAGGCUGAGCAUGCAGGAACUUAUGGCCUCGUUCUUGAAAAUGAUUAUGGUGCCCAAGCAGCCGCUUUCAAGGUUGUCAUGGAACUAGAGCCGAAUAAAGAAGAAUAUCUCGAUGCUCAAGCUGUCUUGGCUCAAGCUGAACAUGCUUAUCACCUCCAAUUCAAGGACGAAGCUGAAACUUCUGAAAAAGCAAGAAAAACUCUCGAAGCAGAAUAUGGAGAAUCCUUAACAAUUGAGCACGAAAUUCAAGGGCGUGCUGAGUAUGUUGAAUGGGAUCUCGAAGGCUCAGCUGAGUAUUUCGAGGGCGAAAUGACAUACAAAAACGGAGUUACCACUGCUCAACUCUUCAUCGAUUCAGUCACUGAUGCCACUUCUGGAACUUACGUCUGUACCGCGUCCGCCGGAGGAACUAAGAUCUCCAAGAAGACCGUUGUCUUGGUUCGCGAGGAGACAAGCUUCAGCGAGUCCGAUGUCAUCAUAAAAGAAGGCCUCAAGGUUGAUGGCUCCAAAGCUUCGUACGAAGAGGUUUACGAAGAAGGAAGCUUCAGACGAAAAUCUGAAAAAGCGCAGAAAUUGAGGAAGACUACAAAGAUUGAGACGAAGCGAAAUGAUCAGCCAGAACUGUUUGAAAUUGUAGUUGAUCAUGCUGAGGAAAAUAUCCAGUGGAAGAAGGGUCAGAUCGUCACCGUCAAAGAAAAGCAUUCUGGCGAUUGGUGGGAAGUCCAAGUCGAAACUCGCGACGGUUCGAAACACACUGGCGGAAUCAAGCCAUGGCGUCUUUCUGAAUUCCAACCGACUAGUCGCGAUGACAACCCAACCACGAUCUAUCGUCAGCUCGCGUGGCAAGAAUCAGAGCUCAAGAAAUCAAUGAAUCGACUGACUCUCAAUGAUCCGGAGCUGAAAGUCUUGUUAGAUCAAGUGAUGAAUUCAAGAACAGCACUUUAUGGAGCGCUGCAGGACUCGAUUGUCGAUGCGGAUUUGCUUCUUUCAGCUAUGGAGCCACUGGAAUUCGCCGCUCAUUCACAUCUCAUCGCUCAAAUCGAGCUCAAGCAAUCCAUGCUCUCGAAAUCAGAAUUAUUUGAGCUUCGAAAGAUCAAGGGCCAUCUCAUGGGCUGGCUUGUCCACCUAAAAGCACUCCUUCGACGAGCCUCUGCCGCCGAAGCUUCCAUUCUUAUCGAUGCUCUCGAUGCUACUGCGCUGAUGUUACAUCGAGCAGAUUUGCUGCUCAUGUGGGGACAUAUCGAGAACUCCCCGAUGGAUGCGAACGUUUGGGGCUGUCCUGAGCGACAAGGAAAAUUGACGAAGCUGAGCGCCUCUAGAAUCGCUGCGGAUAUCUAUUCAUCGGACAACUCAUCGGACAAUGCAAGAUAUUUGUUCUUGUUUCCUGGAAGACUAGCAAUUUGUCGCCGAGACCCUGACAAAUCUGGAUAUCAAUUCGUCAAAGCAGUCCAUUUCCAGAAUACGCAAAUUUCUCGAGGAUUUGGUGGGAACCCUGCUGCUUUUGAAAUCGUCACUCAUGAUCAUGCAAAACUCGAAAGGAUGGCUUUCGAAUGCUCCUCCAUCGGCCAGUGCGACAUUUGGUGCAAGGACAUUGAGGCGGAGUUGAGGAGAGCCAUGCUUUCUCAGUUCACAAGACCAGCACGCUCUACCGGAGCUCCACAAAUCACAAAAGAGCUCGAAACGGCCAUGGUCCGCAUCGGUGAGCCAUUCGAGCUCAAAUGCACCAUCUCCGGCCAGCCUACUCCUCACGUGAUCUGGAUGAAAGACAGGAAGAACAUUCAGAGCUCAGAUGACUUGAUCCUUGCCUCGAAAAGUGGGGUCUAUUCACUUUUCGUCAGGGCUGCGAAAAAGGCCGAUCAGGGAACUUACAGGGUCAUCGCGAAAUCCGCUUCGGGUGAAGUAAUGUCCCAAUGUACAGUUACAGUCAUCGGCAAAUCUCACAAAAGCUCCGAAUCAUCAAUCGACACCACAAAAACCAUCCAUUCCGACUCCCCUGACGCUCUCCCUAAGAACUCCAAAAAGCCCGCCCGGCCAAGAAGCCUGGGAAAACUCAAAAUCAUCCAGUCCCUCGACAGUAUUUGCGAAAUGUGCGACGAUUUGAUAAAUCGCAAGGAACAAAUGUCGCUCGAAAAAGCAAGGAGUAUUGAAGAUUUGACGGCGAGUUUGGAAAGAUUUGGGAUAUUGGAGGAAGAAGAGAUCAAUGCGGAUUUGUUUGCGGAGCUUGAUGAAGUAAUUGGAGGAUUUAUGCAGCUCAGUAAACAGCAUUUUGUCGUUCAGUCAACCCUAACAAUCGACAAACACAGCGUCAGCACAACCAACAUCGAGGAACUAGCCAACCACAUGGACCCACAACUCGCUCCUCGAAUCAUCAUUCCACCAACAAAUGUCGAUUUCUUUGAAGGCAAACCUUUUCAACUCCGCGCCGUUGUAGCUGGAAUACCCAAGCCACAGAUUCGCUGGUACAAGUCAAAAAUGAUUUUGGACUCGAACACGAGAAUGGUCGAUGUUCUUGGGAAGUAUAUUUUGACGGCGGAUAAUAUUCAUGGAUCGGCGGAGGCGUGCGCGAUGGUGAAAUAUGGAGCAAUGAGACCAGUUUCGAUUAAUAUUUCUAACUCAACUUCGAGCAUUGAUGAGACGUCAGUUUAUACUGCUAGGUCGGAUUCCGAAUAUACUUGUGUUCCGCGAGAUUCUGAAAAUGAGACCGAAAUCGAGACCGUUAUUGACUACAAAAAGGAUGAGUCAAAUCAGCUUUUGAAAAGUGACGAUUUUAACUCGACGAAAUCCAGCGAGGAUAGCGAUGCUGUUCUGUAUAUUCCUUCUUCUGAUUCCGAAUAA
Messenger RNA from Oikopleura dioica, 10581 nucleotides. The record is from the annotation of a GenBank genome assembly. NCBI's taxonomy places the organism in Eukaryota, Metazoa, Chordata, Appendicularia, Copelata, Oikopleuridae.